Mya arenaria is the source of this 1184-nucleotide messenger RNA. Its product is annotated as neuronal acetylcholine receptor subunit alpha-10-like. Gene Ontology annotation, cellular component: synapse; postsynaptic membrane; neuron projection. NCBI's taxonomy places the organism in Eukaryota, Metazoa, Mollusca, Bivalvia, Myida, Myidae. The transcript is spliced from 4 exons. Gene Ontology annotation, biological process: nervous system process; regulation of membrane potential; signal transduction. The coding region runs from base 74 to 772 and encodes 232 amino acids. The record is from RefSeq and is a predicted model, not a curated record. Gene Ontology annotation, molecular function: acetylcholine-gated monoatomic cation-selective channel activity; transmembrane signaling receptor activity.
ACAAGAACACGUAUAUAUAGACAUCCAUUCUCUAGCUUCUGAGUUGUUUUUGGAAACAUUAGCAGACGACAGAAUGAACUACAAAGUACUUGCUGUUUUGUCUUGCAUCGGCAUUGCUGUGUGCAGCAAACCCGAAACUUACAAGAACCGCCACCACCUGCGCGAUGACCUUAUGUACAAGUACGAGAAAGACGUCAUACCUGACAGUGUCGACGGUCACGUGGUCAACGUAUCAGUGGGCGUCAGUCUCCUCAGAAUUAUUGACGUGGAUAACCAGAUUCUUACGUUGGACACAUACAUAUCAAUGGGCUGGGAGGCAGAUAAUCUCAAGUGGAGGCCAGGUCACGUGGGUGGCUUAGAACAGAUCAACCUGCCCUCUGAGCUUAUCUGGAAGCCCGACCUCGCUAUGAUGGAAGGGGCCGGGAGAACAGUCUUUAUUAAAACCGAGGAAGCCAAUGUCAUCAUUAACUCUAACGGUCACGUAAUCUGGAUGCCUCCUAUGAAAACGAAGACGUUCUGCUCUCACGGCGAAUUACAGAACGGUGACGAAAUCGAGUGUCACUUGACGUUCGUCUCCUGGACCCACAGCACCUCUACGCUCGACCUAAAACUAGAAGCUGAUGUGAUGGGCACCAGCUCCUUCGAUGUUGACUUCAACCCUCACUGGAAGUUAGUCUCCACUCAUGCCGACAUCGAACACAAAGUUUACAGCUGUUGCCCCGAAUCGUACGCUCAGGCUUCAUUCACGCUUCGCCUCAGAUACGUCGCCUAGACGUUAGCAACCCGAAACCAUAAUAUUUACGCACAUUCGUUUGUGACCUCUAAGGUCAAAUAAUACGCUGAUACAUGAACUUUAACGUUGAACCAGGACGACAUGUAAACACCGGCCAGACAAUACAAUAGCAAAGACAUACUAGUGGUGACAUCAAUUUAAGUAAAUGAACAGUGUUACUGGCCAUUUUGUAUUCAAAACUAUAAAAACUUUAUGUCGAUUCAACUGUGUAGUAGCUAAUAUGUUCGGAGAAAAUUCGAAGAUUCAUGAUUCAAAAAUUACAUUUACAAUAGACCUCCAGAUAAUUUUAACCGUAAAUAAACUGAACAUGCUAUUACAUUUUGAUAUUAAUAUGCAGCGUAUGUUGAUCAAAGUCGUGUCAUUGAUGUGCAAUAAAUUAUACACAAAUGUA